Glossina fuscipes is the source of this 2983-nucleotide messenger RNA. RefSeq names its product zinc finger protein 567-like. Lineage: Eukaryota; Metazoa; Arthropoda; Insecta; Diptera; Glossinidae. Gene Ontology annotation, cellular component: nucleus. Bases 69 to 1622 code for a protein of 517 amino acids. Gene Ontology annotation, biological process: regulation of transcription by RNA polymerase II. The record is from RefSeq and is a predicted model, not a curated record. The transcript has 3 exons. Gene Ontology annotation, molecular function: DNA-binding transcription activator activity, RNA polymerase II-specific; zinc ion binding; RNA polymerase II cis-regulatory region sequence-specific DNA binding.
GAGUAUUGCCAUCACUAAUAUUUUAAUGGAAAAUAAAUUAAAAUAUAUUCACAAACGUUGAAUGAAAAAUGUCUUUGGAUUUACGGAAUCAAUGUCGAACAUGCCUUAAGACUGAUAUUAAAUUGCAGAAGUUGACUGCUAUGAUUGACGGAAAGGCUGCAACAACGUACAAGGAUGCGUUAAAGACUCUGGCAAACUUCUUGUUUAAAGCUGAAUAUGAAGACGAAAUGCCGCAAAGGAUAUGCGAUGGUUGUUGCCGUAAACUGCGGUCGGCCCAAAAUUUCAUUAUUCAAGCAGAGGAAGCUAACGACAAGUUAAUACGAAUUCUAAAGGAUAUACAGCAGAUGCCUUCCCUAAAGCAAUUGGAUUGCUUGAAUGAAAAUCCCAUUGAAUUGUCCAGCACUGUUGAGCAAUGUCUGCAAAUCAAAAUGGAAGUAGAAAAUUUUGAGAGCGCGGCAAAAGAUUUAGAACAAAUUGACAAUUUGAUUGAUAAUAUUGCAAUUAAAAAUGAGCAACAAUUUGAUGGCGAAAAUCAAUUAUUAAAAAGCGUUGACAAGGAUGCUGAAGCUAAUUACCAAAGUUCGGCGGAAUCGAUUGCUCAAAAUGAGAGUAAAGAUGACACGGAAUCUUCAGUUGAUGAAUUUGAAGAUGAGUAUAAACCAGAAAAUGCUAAAAGUGAUAAUAAAACCAAACGUAAUAAACAGAGAAAACUAAAAAAGAUGAGCAAAUAUAAGCUGGAUGAAGAUGAUUUGUUACCAGUGCGUUGUGAAGAGUGCGGCAAAGUUUUAGAAAAUUCUCUAAUACUUGCCCGACAUAAACGUAGCACACAUUUACCGGAUGAGCUAAAAAUACCUUGUCCCAAUUGUGGACGAAGGUUUAGCAGACGUUGCAACAUGUACGCACAUAUGCGCACUUUUCACGGUCAGGAGUCAGUCGAUGUUUUAUUGAAAAAUUCCAAUACAAUACAAUAUCGAUAUAAAUGUGAUAAAUGUUCGUGUAAAUAUACAAACAAAUAUAAACUUCAGGCUCACGUUAAAAGUAAACACAGCAGCAAAACAGAUGAAAACAAUGAAAUGAAAAGUAACUCGGGUCCAGUUGCGAACGAGGAAGGACAUCAGAAAUCAAAAAAGAUUUACAAUUACGAUAAAAAGUUUCUAUGUACAAUUUGCGGUCUGCCCUGUCAAAGUCAAUCGGCAUUAACUAUACAUGUGCGUCGUCAUACUGGAGAAAAACCAUUCAAAUGCGAUCUGUGCGAUAGAGCCUAUGCUAGAUUGUAUGACGUGCAAAUUCAUCGUCGCAGCCAUACCGGAGAAAAACCGUAUAAGUGCACCGUUUGCGAAAAGGCAUUCAAACGUUCGAAUAAAUUAAAAAUACAUAUGCGCACGCACACAAACGAACGUCCAUACAAAUGCCCUCAUUGUGAACGUAGUUUUAAGCAAUCAAAAGAUCUAAAUAUUCAUAUACGCACUCAUACGGGAGAGCGACCGUAUAAAUGUAAUGUAUGUCAAAAUACAUUCACCCAAAGUAAUUCCUUAAAGGCGCAUCGCACGAAAUACGGACACAUUGAAGCGAAUACCGAAGAAAACAUUCCAAGAGCAUAUAACACAAUUUUAACAACUUAGUGUAAGCGAGACAGAGCGAAUUAAUUUUUCCGAAUUGUCUGUAAGCAAGCUAUUGUUUUCUUAAUAGUAGUGAACUUGAAAUCAUUUCUAUUGACAAUUGAUAUAUAUAAUAUAUAUAUAUAUAUACUGUUAUGUAUAGUUUUUCAAAAUCUAUUCGAAAUAAGUUGCUUGUUAUUUGCCAUUCAUUUGUAUUGAAAAUGUGAUUUUUUCAUCAUUGCAUUGACUGUUCACUUGUCAGUUAAGAGCUUUUAAAUAACAUUAAACUUAUUCUUAUUAUAUCGACUAACAUGAAAAGAAGAAUUAGUUCAUAGCAUUGUCGUCAUUAUUCUGAUUUUGAAACGAUUAAAUAGAAAAAUAUGCAAAUAAGGAGCAUAGAGCAUUCUUCGAUCAAUUUGGGUCUUGCAGUCGAUCUAAAUCAAUUCAUAUAAAAAAUGUUCAUAAAUAAAAUGGGCUAAAGAAAUAGAUUUGCUCCAUGGAAUAGGACCAUAACAUAUGUGACGUUUCUGUAGUAAACUUUUUCGGCCUUUCAAGCAUUGCUGAUUUUAUCGAGCCGCCAUACUAGCGCCCAUGAAAUUUUUGAAGAGUUUAAGGUUUUUUUCAAUAUCGUUGGUCUUGCUGGUUAUUUUCCUAUCAGGACGGUUCGUCAAAUGACGAAAAAGCAUCGAACAAUGCUCUAAGCUAAUUAAAGAGAGUACAGCGUUUCUCAAUGGAAAGCUUGAUUCCAUUUCUUCAAAUGAGACUUCAGUCGUCAAAAGCUUUUUGUUAUCCUAGAACAUCGUUUGAUUUACUUUGGUCUAUUGAUUAGUCUCAUGUCAAUCAAACACCUUAGGUGCGAGGUUCCGUAAUAGCGGCACAAUUAAGGCUUAAGACCAAAGAAAAUCAUUUUCAAGUUUUCAUAAGAAUUUCUCUUAACGAACAGUUUCUUCCUUCCUCUUCUCAUUUUUUUUUGACUGUAUUCUGGAAACGCAGCUCUAGUACAGGGAUCAUAGACUUUGUUGUUUCUUGCAAUGCGCACAGUAUGCUCCUAACAUAGUAACUUUGCGGUCAUUUAUAUUUGAUUUAAAAAUUACUAUGUUUUAUAAAAGCAAAAAAUGGAAUUAUUUUCUUGGCCAGGCUUGUGAGGUAUGUUCACGGAUCAUAAACCUCUUACUGAAUGAAAAAUUGUAUUGGUAAACGCAGAGUUCUGCGACAUUUUCAUGUCAAAUGGUGGCAAAUAAUUUCUAUUAUGUAUUUCACUUAUUAUCCUUCUGGAAGAGCGGCACAACGUUUCUCUCAUGUAUACCGUAUUUUUCGGACUAUAAGACGCCGUUGAAAUUAGUUUAGAAAAAUAUAUUUUAAUAUUACUUUUGAAUCAAAAUUUU